CACCAACCAAAGACUACGCCCCGACUUUAGUCUAAAUCUAACGGUGGAGCUGUGUUAACGUAUUUUCCAAUAAACGUGAAAAAGUUAAUUACAGCUUAAAAAUUUUUUAUUUAAAAACGAACGAAAAAUUAUUUACGAAAAUAAAAAACGAAAUAAAAAUACGAUUACAUUUUAAGAGAAAUACAUUAAAAAACAAUGCGUUUUAAACUAUUUUUAGCCAGUUUACUGGCUUGUGGCUUCAUAGCCUACGUUAUUGCCAAUGAAAAUAUUUCUACCGAAACUGAAAGUAUUGCAGCAUCUGCUAAAACAAAUAAAGAUAAAAAUAUUAAACAACAACAGAAUUUCGAUACAGUGUUGAACAAAAAUGAGGCGGUGGAAAUGGUUGAGGUUAUACCAGAACCUAAACCCAAAACAAAGCCCAAUCCAGUCAAGACAUCAACCAACAAGGUCUUGGCAGCCAAAAACAAUUCGUCUUUGCAACGCUCUGGGGCAUUGCAAAUGUUUGAUGACUAUUUGGGUGAAUUGGGUUACGAAAUUACGGAUAAUGGUUAUAAUUGGAAUCCCAACAAUCGAGUUGCACCGCCCACUAUGCCCUCCCACUCGCUGUCAAAUGGUUACAACAUAAGCCCACAACGUUUGGCGGAAAUUCGCUCUUAUUUCAUGUACUGGUAUUUCGAUCAGGAUUUGUACGGUGGUCGGGGUGAUUAUCAAUUUGAUAUACAUGCAUCCACGACACAAAUACACAAGAAUCUUAAUUUUCAACUACCCUUCUUUGGUUUCCGUUUUAAUUAUACAAGGGUUUCUCUUAAUGGCUUUUUGGAAUUCUCCGAUCCACCUGAGUAUUUCACAUAUCCCUUGGUAUUUCCCGUCAAAGACUGGCCCAAGAAAAAUGAUCCUUCCUUUAUCGGCAUUUUCUUCUCCAAAUGUCGUGUUGGCCGCAUUUAUGCCACCGAUAUUGAUCAACGUACACCUGGUGUUUAUUUCCGUAUGGAACGUGAUCUGAUGACACGCACUGACAGAUUCGGUGUGGAAGUACGUGAACGUACCAUGUGGGAUAUACGUGAUGGUGUGGUUGGUGCUGAAACUUUUGUACCCAAACAUGUUGUUAUCACAACAUGGAAGAAUGUAUCAUUUGCUGGUGGUAUUGAUAAUUCCUUAUUUACGACUAACACAUUCCAAAUGGUUUUGGCCACCGAUGAAGUCUACACUUAUGCCAUUUUCAAUUAUGAUGUCAUUAACUGGUCUGCCCACACAGAAGCUGGUGGUGAUACCACCCAUGGUGAAGGCGGUGUUCCUGCAUUUAUUGGUUUUAAUGCUGGCAACGGUACACAAUCUUACGAAUACAAACCCUACAGUCAAAAUAUGGUGCUGCGUGAUUUAACAGGACGUGGUUGGGCCAACGGUUUUCCAGGACGACACAUUUUCCGCAUUGAUGAAAGAAUUCUAAUUGGCUCGUGUAACAAAGAUAUUGAUGCUUCUCAUUUACCUUUGACCUUUGCACCAGAGUCUGGCAAUAUGCUGGGUGGUACGGUGGUAAAUAUUACGGGUCCCUGUUUUGAUUCCAAUAUACGUGUUAUGUGUCAUUUCGAUACAGAGGAUGUGUUGGGCAAGUAUGUGGAUAAGAAUCGUGUUAUCUGUGUACAACCAUUCCUCAAGGCAGAAGGCUAUAUACGUUUUGAAAUAUCUGUGGGUAAUGAACGUUUCAAAUGGCGUGGCAAAUAUUUUGUAGAAACACCAGAAGCAGCUACUGAGAAAAUUUUCUUUGAGACCGACGAUGUUCAUAAGAAGGCACCCAAGGAAAUAGGCAUUAAUUGGAAUGCUUUCAAUUUAACCUCAAACUUAAAUGCCAAUAUAAUGAUAUCUUUGUGGGGUUAUCGUGAAACUACCAUUCAUCCCCAACUGGAGUAUAUUGAUGUUAUUGAAGCCGGCAUCACCAAUAAAGGCAAAUAUAUCAUUUCGCCACAAAAUUAUAUCAACCGCAAUAACAUUAACAAUGAUCUGCAGUUUGGUUUCCUGCAAAUUAAUUUGACCAAUCCACAGGAGUAUAACGAUUUACAAAUCAGUCCAAUUUUAUGGUCGAAACCCAUACCACUGGCUUGGUAUUUCAAACCACAAUGGGAGCGUAAAUUUGGUUAUAAAUGGCCCAGAGCAUUGUGCGAUAAUUGGAUACGUACCGAUAGAUAUCUAAGAAAUUUUGCUGCUGACCUACCUUUGUGUCCUUGUACCAUGGAACAGGCCAUUUAUGACAAGGGUCGUUUUAGGCCAGAUCGUGAAUGUGACAAAGAUUCUAAUCCAACCUGUUUGCGUCAUAAGGGUGCCAUUCAUUGUGUUGUUAGUGGUACACCAACUGCCCAGGGAGCUGAACAACAAUGCUGCUAUGAUCGUUAUGGUUUUCUUAUGUUAACUUACGAUCAAAUGUGGGGCUCUCGUCCGCGUCGUAUUCACAACUUGGGUAAAAUGCCUUGGAAUGAAGCCAGUAAAGUGCCCACUCUGUCCACAUGGUUUCACGAUAUGCGUCCCUUCUACACCUGUUGCAUGUGGCAGCAAGAACAGGCUGUCGGCUGUGAAACCUAUCGUUUCGAACGUCGUCCCUCUCAAGAUUGUGUAGCCUAUCAGGCUCCUGGUGUAGCUGGUGUCUUUGGUGAUCCACAUUUCAUAACAUUCGAUGGUACCCAGUAUACAUUCAAUGGCUUAGGAGAAUUUGUAUUGUCACGCAGUGUAGAUGCCGAUCAACGUUUUGAAGUUCAAGGACGUUUUGAGCAAAUGCCCAACAAUAUGUAUGGCGCUGUUCCCGCCACUCAACUGACAGCAUUGGCUAUGCGUGGUAAUACCACCACCAAAAUUGAAGUACGCAUACGUCCUCAACAUGCUCGCUGGCGUUAUAGAAUGGAUGUGUUGGCUGAUGGACGUCGUGUGUAUUUCGAUCGUGAAAGUUUGAAAUUCCAGCAUUUUGAUGGUGUUACUGUCUACACUCCCACUUACUUGUUGAAUCAGUCUCAGGUUAUCGUCAUGUUUGAUUCUGGUAUUGGUGUGGAAGUCAUUGAAAAUGAGGGCUAUAUGACAGGAAGAGUUUAUUUGCCCUGGCAGUUUAUAAACAAAACCGCUGGCCUGUUUGGCAAUUGGAGUUUUAAUCCCCUGGACGAUUUCACCUUACCCAAUGGUCAAGUACUAACCUUAAAUCCCAAUACCAAAGAUUUUAAAACGAUUCAUGACCAGUGGGCCAUGAAAUGGGCUUUAGCUGAUCGUGACUUACCCGGUUUGGGUGCUGCUCUCUUUACGCGAGAAUUUGGUCGCACUGCCAGUUAUUAUGCGAAUGCUUCAUUUGUGCCAAAUUACCAACGAGAACCGGUAGAUUUCCUGCCAUCCAAUCGUUCGUAUGACGUAGAGCGAGCUCAAGAGUUGUGCGGUGAAAGUUAUCAGUGUCGCUAUGAUUAUGGCAUGACGUUGAAUCGUGAUUUGGCUCAUUUCACCAAGAAUUACUAUGAUAGUUUGGUUAAUAUAAGAACAAUGAAUACAGAACGUGUGGUGUCCUGUGGAGUACUAGAAACGCCACGUUUCGGUCGUAAAUUAUCAUUCAAUUUUAUGCCUGGCGCCAAAGUGUCCUUUGAGUGUAAUGAAGGUUUCGUUUUGAUAGGCGAUCAAAGACGUGAAUGUUUAUCGAAUGGUUUAUGGAAUUUGCCCGAAUAUGGUUAUACCGAAUGUUUACGUGAGGUUUACUAUACCAGACGUGUAGCUUUUAUAGCAAUUGGCAUUAUCAUAGCUGUCAUCUUACCACUGAUGUUGUGCAUCAUUUGCGGUGUGUAUCGCUAUCGCCAGAAGCAGCUGAAGGAGGAUCCUCAAUGGCAGAUGUCUAUGCCGCGUUCGAGAGCCUCGUCACGUAACAAUUUACGAACUUUGGGUACCGGUUUGGACGAUGAUAGCGAUACGGAAAAUACGGGAACUUUAAAGAAAAGUAGGUCAUAUGAUAAAGUAUAUCGAACGAAUGAACCACUACCGGGAAAACCCCGUAUUGACUUUCCAGCUAAAAAAUGGGAUCUGGAUGACGAGGAUGUGACAUCAUCAGAAGGUAGUGAAAAUAAAGAUACAAAAUUAGCUAAGGAUAUUGAAUACAUUAAUAAAACAGGUGAGAAACCCAAACAAAUGGGAAGACGUUCGCUGCGUGCUGCCUCUGGAACGGAUUUGGAUAAAAUGGGGGCCGGUACACCGAUAGAUGAGCAUGACGAUCCUGAACAUGAACACGAAGAACACGAUGGUGUGGGUAAUGUACAUCCAGUGGGCUAUCAUCAACCUCCCUCACCGGAAGUCGAUGAUCAUGAUAUACAUGGUGUGCCAAUGGCUCAAACCCAGCCUAACCGGCCAUACAGUCCUACAUUUAGUGGUGCUGAUAGUCGUAAUAGUGGUGAGGAUUCAAUGAGUUAUCUACCCAAUGCCCCUGGUCAGACUCGUUAUGGCGGUGUCCCUGUGCUGCCCAAUGCCAACAGUCAAUUCUUUAGCCGCCCUCCUUCAUCCAUGCCAGCGCCCCCCACCCCCAUACGUCCGGCACCUAUUGUAGGUUCGCCUUUAUUGCAGGAUAAUGGUUUGCCUUCACCACCUCAUGCCGCCUCACCUACGCCAUCCAAUCAAAAAUCCACAGAAGUCUAAAUUCUAACGUAUCUAAUCAAACCAUACAUUAACCAUGUUCUAACAUAAUGCCACAUCUUAAUUAGCCAGCAAUUGGUUCAUGGGCUCUCAUAACGCAAAGUAAUAUACCACCAAAAAAAUAAUACGCCUUUCAGCAAAAACAAGCUAAAAAGUUCAAAUUUUAAUCAACAUCAUAACAUGUAUUUUAAUGUCUUUUUUUACCAUUAAAUUCUAAGUCAGCUAGCAGGUCGGUUUUGAACGAUUAAAAUUUCUAAACCAUCAUCUAAACAUAAUCAUAAGUGUUGUAACUAAGCAUUUGUUUGAUUUUUUACCCAUUAAGCCAUGACAUCCAUCAAAUUAGACAAUAGAAUCCAAUAAUCCGCCCAACACUAAACUUCCUUACUAAACAACCAACGAACCAUAACAUUUGCCUUAAUGAAAAUAUAACUUUAUAUUUUAAUAUCUUUUUCCAUUUUUUGUAACCUUUUUGCCUCUAACACCAAAUAUCUGUAUCUAUCUAUUAUAUAUGUUUUUAUUAUUUUUUUUUUGCUUUAAUAUGUUCAAUACAAUUUAUGUAAAUAUAUUGAUUUUAUUUUUCUUGUAUUAAUAAAAUUAACAAUUUAAUUCAUUGGCUGGGUAAUAUACAAAAUAUUUGUUUUUUUUUUUAUAAUUUAACUUAUUAAUGUUUUUGACUUGCCUGAAAAAACAAAUCAUAAUUCUUGUUUUCUAUUUAAAACAAAUUAAUUUAAUAAUAAAAAUAUUACGUUUUUUUAAUUAAAAUUGAAA
Calliphora vicina (urban bluebottle blowfly) is the source of this 5406-nucleotide messenger RNA. RefSeq names its product sushi domain containing 2 mesh (gene mesh). The record is from RefSeq and is a predicted model, not a curated record. The transcript has 16 exons. NCBI's taxonomy places the organism in Eukaryota, Metazoa, Arthropoda, Insecta, Diptera, Calliphoridae. Gene Ontology annotation, biological process: cell-matrix adhesion. The coding region runs from base 196 to 4641 and encodes 1481 amino acids.